Molecule: messenger RNA, 8860 nt
Organism: Dendronephthya gigantea
Lineage: Eukaryota; Metazoa; Cnidaria; Anthozoa; Malacalcyonacea; Nephtheidae
Product: contactin-3-like
Exons: 18
Coding region: 4728-7964 (1078 amino acids)
Biological process (GO): cell-cell adhesion
Molecular function (GO): protein binding
Source: RefSeq, a predicted model, not a curated record
AUUGUUAAUACUUGUUAUAUGAGCUGAGCCCACUAUACACGACUAUAAUAAACUGCUGACAACAUGGUGACUAAAUUUAGUGUUCAUGUAUUACAAAUGGAAUCCGACAAAAAAACAAAUUAGGCUACACUCAUACAAUAUACACUCGUAAUUAGUAUAAGAGGAUGCCGACGCUCGUGGUUAUUGUAAAGUAAAUGUAUAUAAUAAUGCCUAAUAACUCAGACUUUUACUCACAACAUGGUAUACUAGAAAUUAAGUGCUCCGUACUGAAAAAAUGCCACAGGCCCCGCGUAAGAUAAAUCCGAUACACUCUUGAAGUGUUUUUAGAGCUCUUUAUCAGUAGAAUGGAGUAUAUCAACAGUGCAUUCCCACGGUAUACGAAUGUCAUCUGACAUCUAUAGUAUACAAAUACUGUAAAGCAGUUGGAUUUUUAAUUUGUUGAUGAGGAAAAUCCUGACUUCUCGAGUACAUUAUCAUAAGUCAUAUAGUGACAUGAUCUCGACAUUAAAUAGUAGACCAAGCAAUCGGUAAAGUUUCAGAAAAAUAUACUGAUUGUGUGUACAAUUACGUUGAUCUACAGGCCAUAUCAAGUUCCAGUUUCUCAGAUGUGGAGCCUUGUUUACACUACACUCGAUUUUUGGUACGGCACGGCUAAAAUGGGUACCCGUGCCCAUUUCAUCUGUACUCGGCCUUUUUUAUUUAAAGCGCCUGUGAACGAGGCUCAGCGUGAACACUAAAAAAAUGGGUACGGGUAUCAAUUUUAGCCGUGCCGUGCCAAUAAAUUGAGUGUAGUGUAAACGGGGCUUAAAUUGACCAUAACGAAAAAGAUGGCAGCAUGUACAUUUUACCACAAUGCAUUGCGAGCAUCAAGCAUAAAUGACUAACAAAGGAUGAGAAGAAAAUCACUUAAUGAUAUAAAACUUCAACACAAACGAAGAAAAUAACAUCCUUUCUUAUAUUUGUCCUUCAAAAAACUUCAAUUCGCUUUUUAAAUUAUUUUGAGACCGCAGUGCAUUAGUAAAAUGUACAACUUUUUAGUUAUCGCCGAUUACGUGCAUAAUGUAUACUGUAUAUAGCUUUGAAAUUCUAGAUGAUCAAUGUCAUCUGUCACAUCUCUUCCAAAAAAAUUUGAAAUAAAAAGUGAAAAAAUUCAGUCAUGGUCGAACAUAAAAAGUUGAUCCUUGGCCAAUAUUUUUUAAAAUUCAAAUUAAGAACCACAAUUAAGUUCAACUCGUAGAGGGAGUAUCAACUAUGAUGCACUAAAACGGUUCUAAUGAAAGAAAGUUCGGCCACACUGGCUUUAGUGCGUCACCCGGAAAUGGUCAAUAUGUAUCUAUAACUGACGCUGUUGUCACUCAGAUAACGCGUGCGCGUUUGGUCAAUAUAUGCCGAGCAAGUUAAUACUCUCCGAGUGAACGGUGCCAUAACAAUUUUUUAAGGUACGAUGCAUAACAAGCUUCUGCAAGUGAAUUAAUGGCGUACUUCGUGUAAGGAAGGUAUCAUAUGUAUAGUAUUUAUAGUAUAUAGUAUAUAUAUUGUGGUCUGACAGGCUGGGAGAUUAGUAUUAAAGCGUUCGCUGACUCGCCGUCCAUAUAGUUAUUGUUGGUUUCUGAUCCUAGUCCUAGACCUACAUAUAUCUAUGCCUUAUUAGAUAAUUACGUAUUGUAGGUUACUCAUGUACAAUGUCCGAAUUCACUUUUAUUUGCUUUGUGGGACAUUUUGUCUUGUAUAACGUGUAACCAGGGCCGCUAAGGUAUUAUGUUAUUUAUGUGAUAAAACAUCUAUCAUAUCAGUAUUUCAUGAAUGUCCUAUCAGUUGGUUGACCAUGAGGACCAUGUUAUUGUUUAUUAAUGGCGAAAACGAAAAUCGUCAGUUUCGAUCUCUCGUAUAUCUCUGAAUGGCGCUUUUCCGAUUAUAAUGAGCACAUUAACCAGCGCUGAACUGAUCCAUCUUAACUGGUACUGAGAAGUGAGAACCCGGAUCGCUAGUUAAAUAACGAAACUAAACGCAACGAAACUGAAAACAUAUUGACCAGUGGUAUAUAUAGUAUUUAAUAUAGGUGUUGCAUGGAAAUAAUAAUAGUGUAGAAAGUAGAAUAAUAACUUGUGUGGACCUGGUCAUAUUGUGAUUGCCGGGUUAUUUGCGAACUUAUUAAACAUGCAGAAUGAUAAAACAUUUCAACAACUCACUGUUUAUUCAUUGGACAAACUCUUGUUGUAAUAAAAUAUGAAAUAUCAUAUAGUACUUUCGUACAUAUAAAUACGCGGAAAACUAGAUAUAUUCGGCUCGGCUAUAUUUGAAUCAUUUGACUAUGAUAUAUUAUUGCUGUGUGUAAAGAGUGACUCAAAGAUUAUUUAGAUUUGCAUUUUGCAGACACAGCUGAGUGACAAAAUUUUUGUAAAAAUUAGGAGAACACUAUAAUUAUAUUUUCAUCUGGUUAGAACUUAGAACAUAGUUUUAAAGAAUCGUAAGUCAUGACGUUUGUUUGGCAAAAAAUUGCAGACUUGAUUUGACUAUGACAUCCGGUCCCGACGAAGAUUAUUAUGAUCAGUUGAUACGUUGGAAAAACAGGAAAACGAUACGUUGAAUGUUUACCAAAAAGCUGAAUUGCUGGUAUUAAAAUCCGCUUGAACCCGUGCUAGAAAUACAGUAUUGUCUUACGAUGUUUCAAUUCCGUUCUCAAACAUCUGGCCAACGUUCAUGAUCAAAAUGUUGCAGCCUCAAAAAAGCUUUAAUUAUUAUGUGACAACGAUCUUUUUCAAGUGGUCUUUGAGGAAUAUCAAAUAAGUUCAAUAUAUCGAGUGUACAAACAGCGGUGGCAAUAUUUUAGCUUGUUUACACAAGAAGGGGCUGUAAUUACGUUCAAGGUAAAAAUAUGAAUAAUUGUUUUGUAUGGCUCAGUCUCUAUCAACGCGAGGCUUUAAAUUGUUGAUUUAGCAGCGUGCAUCAAUGUCAUCUUUUAUCCAGCACCCAAUUUCUGAAACAUCAUUAAUAACCGUAUACCCGAUGCGGAUUUGUCAUCGACAACGUCACACGCAUGCGCAAAUGUGCAAAUAUAAAAGUCUCUGAUCUUAGUAAAUACAUAAAAAAACAUGACAAGCACUUUACCGGGUCUUAACUGAAACAAAAGUCAAACUAGAACUACAAGAUUGAGAAAGAAAAUACACAGUUUGUUACAUAACGUAGACAUCAGGAUAACUUUUUAAGAAAAUAAUACAUGCAAGCUUUUAGACGGUGCAUGCAUUGGAUCCUCAUGCAUCUUAAAAAGUGGCUAUAUGCGGAUGUAUUUAGCCAAGGAUAAGCCUAAGAUUUAUAUACAAUGCAUUUCAGAAGGAAAUAUAAACAUGUGCCAUUUAUACUAUUUAGUCCUAGAUUAUCUCGUGGUUUUACAGUUUUACUUUACAUGUUAGUUCCCAUUGCAGGACGCCAUACUGAUCUGUGUACAUAUAUAUACACAAAUUGGCAACAUUGAAAGUUAAUGACAAAUAUUUUCUCAGAAUAGUUGCCUGAUUGCAUCAUCGAUAAUAAGCAAUAGCCGUAUGUUAAAACUUGUUAACUUCAAUCAAGGCGAGCUGACAGUCCGCCUGUGGACGGACGACGGUCAUACAAAAUUUGUAUCAUAAGAUCCGUUGAGGGUGCUUUCAGAUCAAAACACCGUGAAUAAUAUAUGCUGUGUUUACCUAUUGCAUACAGUCAGUAUGUAUAAACCGCAAAUUACUUUUAAUAGUUAGGACUCGCUGUCGAAAAAAAUAAGUCAUGUUCGGAAUCGCGGAGUCGAUGACAACCAUAAGUGCUGCCUUUGUUAGGGCAGGUUAACUGUUACUAAUUAACAAAGACAAACGAAGAGACUAUGAACGUGAUAGCGGGCACCAGUCACACCACUUGGUUGCAAUGUCACAAGUACUCUCAAAUUAAGUUUAUCCUUUAAACCAGCUUUGGUCAAAAAAGCGUCAAUGGCAUCAUUUGUCUUCGACUCAAAGACUGUCUGGUAUGUUCUUAAAAAAAUAGCGGGAAGUCGGGAACCAGAGUAUUUUUACUACAAAACAACGCCAACGUCAACGGUAUCUCCGAAUAACGUAAGCAUUCUUAUUAUAUUUGGUGUCCCGAAGUAAGCUGUCGAAACGGUAAAUAAUAAAAAUGAUUACUUUUUUCAAAGUUACCGUUGGCGUUGUAUUGUAUUGUAGUGUAUGCAGCUUAGCUUAGCUUAGCUUAUUGUAUUGUAUGUAGCUUAAUAGCAAUUGGUGAUAUAUAUUUUCAAAUUUUCUCAUACACGCUGAAUGCGGCUCACUUCAAAGUAUUAUAUAAAUACGAUAAUGCUUUUCGAGUUUCUAUGUAAACAAUUUCAUUCUACUAAUUGUCGCCACGUGGUGAUGCCGAAAUAAUAACUUUCCAUACGAGCCGAUAUUUGCUUUUCCCUUCUAAUGCAAAAUUUUUGGAACUCGUAUAUAUUGACACACUCGAGAUAUGCUCGAAGCCUGACAUGCUGAAAAAUUCUACUCCGCAAGUACACACCAUCUCAAUAUGUUGCAAAAUUAACCAGUCGAAACGCGUACUUUUGUUGGAAUUUGCAUACGGGAUAUUAGAGUAAACAGUUCAUUGGCUGAGCAAGGGUAAAUAGAGAUUAUCAUCAUACAAGUUUGCAAGUCAGUUUACCGUUUGACCCUAUAUAACCGUUGUGUCAUGUGAAACUGAUAUGUCAAAUUAGUUUGCUUUUAUUUUAAGAAACAAUGGAAACAACAUGGAGAUUGUUUAUAAAAUCGAAAACUUUGAUCUAUUUAACAUCGUUAUUUCUUCUCACGCUGAAUUUUAAAUCAGGAGAAGGACAGUUACAGGUGUUGAACGAGUCUGCAGAUUAUGAUGGACGCGCAAGUAAUUUUAAUUGUAUACGUUGCCUAGUGUCUGGAUCUGGUGACAAGAUAUAUCGAUGGUAUCAUAAUGGAAAUCUUAUCAAUUCGCGCUAUAACUUAAGCUUUGUUUCGUUUAACGAAAAUACCCUGGUUGUGGAUAAGCACACUGUGGAUCUACGUUACGAAGGAAAAUAUCAGUUGUUCGUUUCAUCCCCAUUUGGUAGAAUAUUCUGUGGAAAAAUAGAUGUAAAAUUCAAAGUGGACGGGUCCUUUAUAGGAGGUCAGUCACAACCAGACAUUCGUCAAGUGGUGGUUGGACGACCUUACUCUUUGCAAUGUCCUAAACACUCCUACACAAGAGGCUGUGUUUACAAAUGGGGAGGACAUAGUCAUUCUACUGGUGUAAAACAUAUGAGAGAUUUCAAACAUCGUGUAGUUUUGCCGAACGGAACGCUAUUCUUCUCCGCAGUUGACGAUACAGAUAUAAUUGAUUUUGGCCUGAUGGGUGGUGGCCAUGGGUGUAUUUUAGAUUGUUUCUUUCCUAGCUUUCAUGGCAUGGCAAGAUCGCAUAAGAUAAAUUUCAAUAAAACAGGAGUGAACGCGUCACGGUUUGGACCGACGAUUGUUACUGCGAUCAAAGACAGGGUAGUCAGAUUGGGAACUGACUAUGUAAAGGUCACCUGCGCUGCUGCUGGAAGUCCAACGCCGUCAUAUCGUUGGGUAAGGAUUGACGACGAAAAUAACGAAGUGGACAUCACUAACACAAAAGAUAUUGAUUUUGGGGAUUUCAACCAUACGAUGGCAAUCCAAAAUGUCGACAUACAUCAUAACGGGACAUAUGCUUGCAUUGCAACAAUUGAUGCCAAACGUGAUAUGGUGCAAUGGAAGUUAAUUGUAAAAGUUGCACCUGUGUGGCUUCCUGAUGUUAAGAUCGAAGAUAAGGUUGUUGAUGUUUUUACUAAUCUAACAUGGGAAUGUAGAGCUACUGGGGACCCUGUGCCUAGAUACACAUGGUACGGUAAUGCUAGCAAAAUGGAUACAAGAAGUGAAAGACAUAGAAUUAAUGGCGGGAAAAUAUCAUUCAGCCGUGUUCACGUUGAAGAUACUGGAAUGUAUCAGUGUGUAGCAGAAAAUGAUUUUGGAUUCAUUUACCAAACUGUUUCAUUACACGUUCGAGCACGGAAACCAACAUUUAAUAUAUCAAGCAGCAUUGUCGUGUUCCUGAAAAAUUCUCAUGCAACUCUAACUUGUCAAGCUAAUGCAAUUCCACGGGCUAACUACACCUGGAGUAGAAAUGGCUUAAGUCUCCUUCCUAGCACUAAAUACCAAUACGUCAAUGACGGAGAGCUCCUCGUUAUUAAUGAGAAGGUGACAUAUGAGGAUGAAGGUGUAUAUAAAUGUACUGCAGUAAAUGCAUUUGGUAAAGCUGAAAAAGUGAUUAACGUCACAACAGAGCAUAUCACAUUUCUCAAAAAACCUGAAAGCAACUACAAUAUCAGCAGAGGAUCGUCCUUUGUCCUACAAUGCGAAGUCGAGUCAUCUCAAGAAUUCUAUUACAAAUGGAGAUUAAAUGGCCGUGAACUACAAUAUGACGACACUCAUAUUUUGGAGAAAAGCGGGAACAAAUUGGUGAAAUUGAAUAUAAAAAAUGCCAACGAAAUUGACAAUGGACGAUACGAAUGCGUCGCAUACAUAACCAAACCAGCUCCAGCUGAGAAGAGUGCCAGAGCCGACAUUUUUAUCACUGGUCCGCCAAAUGCUCUUCGUGGAUUUCAUUUGAAACAACGAUGUAAUAAUUUCACUGCGAUACUGAGAUGGGACAGUCUAGUGGGAUAUUAUAACAUCAAUGAAAUAUCAGUUAUUAUUGAAUGGCAGUCAACAUAUGACACUUCAGACCGCUGGUACAGGGUUUCUGAAAGAAUAAAUGCCACUUUGGGACAAGCGAAAGUGGAGAAGUUAUCACCUUGGGCGAAAUUUCGGUUUAGAGGAAUAACUCAGAAUAAAUAUGGCGAUGGGCCACCUUCUAAUACAACUAAAUAUAAGAAUUGUGAGACUUCACCAACCCGUCCAGAUAAAUGCCCUAAAAUCCUGGAGACGAGGAAUGUCGAAGAUGAGGGUUCAGGUGUUAUGACAAUCAAGUGGAAGGCAAUGACAGACAUCGAUUUUAACGGUCCAGGAUUUAAUUACGUCGUGAAAUACAAACGCCGUAAUGAUUCGAGAUGGAAUCACACUGUUGUUAAAAGAAGUGAAAAUAAGUUUACUUUACCAAAUGUUCCUGCAAGCCAAACGUUGGUUUUUAUGCUGCAAGCAAAUAACAGUCAAGGCCUUGGUCCUAGCUGUUUGGAAAGUAAUGUAUCCGAUCCAAAAUCAAAACCCGGUUUAAUAUCCGAAGUAAAAAUUAAAGAAAUUGGAUCAUCUAUGGUAUUGAUUACUUGGCAUGUAGAAAAUUCUGAUAUUGCAAAUAUAAAUGGCUACAAGCUGGAGUAUGGUGAAGUGGGAACGAUGACAAACAGAAAGAAGCGUUCUGAAUAUCGUGAUAAUUGUACCGACAUUUCCACCAACCCAUGUUCUACGGUGUUUAUACUUCAUCAACAGUCAACUAACGAAUACAGAUUGGAUGGUCUCAGUGCGACGACGCAAUAUAAUAUUUCUAUCAGAGCUUACAACAACAUAGGAAAUGGUCCGCCAACGUAUUUUACUUUUAAAACUGAUUCACCUGGUUUUAGUCAAAUAGUUGAUUCCCCGAUGUAUAAAAAGGACUGGUUCAUCACUGUCAUUUCUAUGAUUGUUCUGCUAAUGUUCAUUAUUGUCCUUAUAAUCGUUGUUUUGAAUUUAAAACGUUCCAAUCGAUACAAAGUGGGAGAACGAGAGAGAAUGAGGGGCGGAUUUCACAAUAUGCACGAUCUUCACGAUCCUCAACCAUUCAUUUCACCGUUUAAAGACAGAGCUACAAGCCUGAAAUCUGGUGUUCACGUUUCGGACGGAUCAACCUUGGCAGGUGAUGAGGAAGUUAGCUUGGCAAUGUCUACAGAAGAUAAAUAUGACGACGACGAAUCGUUUGUUGGAGAGUAUUCAGAUAAGGGUUCUACGAAGAAAUUCGAAGAGAUGUUCGUCUGAAUCUUCAUGAAAUGGUUUUGCCAGGAGUUGAUACGAUCUCGCAAUUGUUUCAUCGACCUGCUUUCAACUACAAGCCAUCUAAGUUACUCACACAGUUAGUUCUACUUCAUGGUAUGCUUCUUUCACGGCAUAGAAACGACUUCGUGUAGACAUGCGCAGUUGGUGCCUUAUCUUAGUGUUUUACAUUGCGGGGAAUUAUUAGUUUCAUCUGUCCAUGCAUCGAAUUUGCGCGUUUACUGAGUGUAAAAAAGUAAGAAAAAAAGAAACCAUAGCGGUCACGUCCUCUUAAAGGUCGUGUUGAUGACUUGAUGUGUAGCUUCUACGUUGAAAUGCUUGUGACAAAAAUGAAUUUUGCACCUUUUUCCCGUUGAAAGUACGCGUCUGAUAAUAUAUGUAAUUUAGAAAUUAUUUGACGGAAUUAAACUCUCAUACAUACUCUAAGAAGAAGCCUGGAAGAAGCUACUGCAUGUUCUUUCCGAAUAAAACAAAUUCAUUUUCGCCACAUAUGUACUUUGAGUAAGCGAUGUGAUCCCGUUCAACGUUUACACUGUAUAUGUGCCCAUGGCGUCGUUUCAAUUUAUAUUUUUACGCAAAAGAUGAAACGACGCGAAUAUAUAACCAUGUGAAACAUGGAUACGCUAUGAAACGAGGUUUUCAGUUGUAAAAAGCAAUAGACUGCAUGAUGCUGUUAAAUUUUGAAUGGUCUAUUCAUAUAACUUUAUGAUGAAGAGUGGAACCUUUAAGGAUUACGUUCGGAGCAUAGAGAGGAAAUAGAUUUUUAGGAUUGAUGUGAUGUUGUAUAUUAUGUAAAAUACAAUAUGUGUAUUUUGUAACUUAUUAUGAAAUAAAGAUAAUUUAACUUAUAUGGUAGUAACGGAGUUGACGAGAGUUGCAAA